Molecule: messenger RNA, 996 nt
Organism: Seminavis robusta
Lineage: Eukaryota; Bacillariophyta; Bacillariophyceae; Naviculales; Naviculaceae
Source: the annotation of a GenBank genome assembly
AUGGCAAGGAACCCCAUCAGUGCAAAGAGUGUGUUCACGACUUUUCGUUUGUGCGAAAGGGUUCCUGAUCGUUCGGCGAGCCUCAGAUGGACAAUGGGAUGGAAAAUGAAGGCAAUAGAACACCCAAGCAGGCAGCCCUCCCAAGAAGCUCACACCCCUAUCAAGCUUGUCCAUCGUCCUGGCAGCAGUUGCCAGCAGCAGAGGAAAUGUGAAGAUGACAGCAAGGCUAAAUGCAAACUGAACCAAAGUAUCAACUGGUCCCGAGGUAAAGAUGUCGUGAGUACCUGUCCUCACAUUGUUGCCCAACGCCAUCCAACAAGUCAAGGAGAAAAAGAUGUACAAGGCAACAAUGCAAAGGGUGGUGUUGCGGUUUCUCUGUCAGAUUCCAAAAAGGCUGCCUCUUGCAGAGGGAGUACAAGCCCUGGAUCUUCGGCUGGAUUUUCUUUUCUCGUCGCUGGAGUUUUGACUUUCGUGUCUGUGGCUCAGGCUUCUGUCAUUCAAAAACAAGAACCCAACAACGACCUUAACACUGCUCAGCAAAUCCCCCUUGCUGCCUUCACUCUUGGAUACAAUCCUAUUAUUUCAAACUCUGCUACGCUUCCUUGGGUAACCAUUGAGGGUACUGGAGAUGGUACUCAUGACUAUUACUCAUUUGUGGUCCCCAAUGCAGCAAUGAUUGCUUCCAUCUUUGAUGUGGACAAUGCGGUGGGCUUUGAUGCAUAUGUCACUCUGUAUGACUCAAAUGGAAACCAAAUUGCAAAUAAUGAUGAUCGGAAUUCUCCUGAUCCUGGCUCAAAUGUACGCCGUGACUCCUACUUGACCUACAACUUCAACACUCCUGGCACAUACACCAUUGUUCUGGGUUCAUGUUGUGGAGAUUUCCCAGGUGGCGCUGUUGCAAAUGGCGACACAUACAAGUUGCACAUCUCCCUGGGUUAUUCGGAAGCUCAGCUUGGAGCUGCUUAUGGUAUGGGAGACCCACACUUCAAGGUAUGA